Molecule: messenger RNA, 2630 nt
Organism: Chinchilla lanigera (long-tailed chinchilla)
Lineage: Eukaryota; Metazoa; Chordata; Mammalia; Rodentia; Chinchillidae
Gene: Adam2
Product: ADAM metallopeptidase domain 2
Exons: 21
Coding region: 59-2284 (741 amino acids)
Biological process (GO): binding of sperm to zona pellucida; proteolysis; cell adhesion
Cellular component (GO): plasma membrane
Molecular function (GO): metalloendopeptidase activity
Source: RefSeq, a predicted model, not a curated record
CCCCAACUGCCUCCCAGCACCAACUGCCACUCCCAGGGCUGGGAUCCAGGACGCCGCCAUGCUGUGCCUCCUGUUCCUGAUCUGCGGGCUCGCAGGGCUGGGCUGGCCCCUGGUGAACUACUCGGAAAAACCUCAAGUGCAAGUUAUAGUUCCUGAGAAAAUCCACUCUGUGAAAAGCGGAGGAGAUUCGGAAUCCGAAGUGUUCUACAAAAUUAAAAUUGAAGGGACAACAUAUGUUGUGAAGCUAGUACAAAAAAUGUUUUUACCUCAAUAUUUUAACGUUUAUGGUUAUGAUGAGGAAGGGAUUAUGAAACCUCUUGAACAACAGACUCAGAGUUUUUGCUACUACCAAGGACAUAUUCAAGGCUACCCAAAAUCUUUGGCAAUCAUUAACACGUGUAAUGGACUCAGGGGCUUACUGCAGUUUGAAAAUUUUAGCUAUGGAAUUGAACCCCUGGAGUCUUCUGUUGGUUUUGAACACUUGGUUUAUCAAGUAAAACAUGAGAAGAAAGACAUUCCUCUAUAUGCUGAGAAAGAUGUUAGUUUUAAAAAUACGACCUAUAAAAUAAAAAGUGUAAAGCCAUCAGAUUUCUCUCAGUACAUAGAAACGCAUAUUGUAGUUGAAAAAGCUUUGUAUAAGCACCUGGGUGGUGAUACAGCUGUUGUCACGCAGAAAAUUUUCCAGUUGGUUGGACUGAUGAACGCUUUUUUUAGCUCCUUAAAUCUUACCGUAAUUCUGGCUUCACUGGAGCUUUGGAUAGAUGAGAACAAAAUUGCAACCACUGGAGAUGUGAAUGAGUUAUUACACAGAUUUCAAAAUUGGAAGAAAUCUUACCUUGUUCUGCGUCCACAUGAUAUGGCAUUUUUACUUGUUUACAGAGAAGCCCCCAGUUACAUCGGUGCCAUCUUUCAAGGAAUGAUGUGUGACAAGGACUACGGGGGAGGCAUCGCCCUGUACCCCAGAACCAUAACACUGGACUCCUUUGGAAUUAUUUUAGUUCAGUUACUGAGCCUGAGCAUGGGAAUCGGUUACGAUGACAUUAACCGAUGUCACUGCCCAGGAGCUGUCUGCAUAAUGGACCCGGCAGCAAUUCAUUCUGGUGGCAUGAAGAUGUUCAGUAACUGCAGCAUGGACGCUUUUGCACAUUUCUUGACCAAGCAGAUGUCUCAGUGCCUUCAGAAUCAGCCACAUUUGGAGCCUGUUUACAGGGAGUCGGCUAUCUGCGGCAAUGGCAUAGUGGAACAAGGCGAAGCCUGCGACUGUGGAACAGAGGAGGAGUGCCAAAGCAAUGAGCCUGUCUGCUGCGAAUAUGCCACAUGUACACUGAAAAGCUCUGCAAAAUGUGCUCAUGGCCCGUGUUGUGAAAACUGUGAGAUCAAGAAAGGAAAGAUAUGCCGGCCUGCCAGGGAUGAGUGUGACUUUGAUGAUCACUGCAACGGUUCAUCUAUACAAUGUGGAGAAGAUAUUUACGUUAUUAACGGGAACAAAUGCGGAGGUGAACGAUGGAUCUGCAUGCAGGGGAAGUGUCAGAGUGGGAAGUCUCAGUGUGUAGAACUAUUCAGUGCAGAUAUAGAAUUUGGUUCAGAUGAGUGUUUUCAAGAAGUUAAUUCUAAGAAUGAUAUUUCUGGAAACUGUGGUAUAGUCAGCCCUGGGAUAUACAAACCAUGUGCACCUGACCAUGUGAAGUGUGGAAAAUUAAUAUGUUUAUAUCAUAAGAAAGAAGUACUCAAACAUAAGGAAGCCAUUACUAUUUAUAGAAAUGUAAGUGGACAGAUCUGUGUUGGCGUGGAAUAUCCCCUCACACAUGAAGAAAAUGAAAAGAUGUGGGUACAAGAUGGUACAAGAUGUGCACCUGAAAAGGUUUGUAAGAAUAAACAAUGUGUAGAUGAGUCAGUCUUGGGUUUUGACUGCACGCCACGAACUUGCAACAAUAAUGGUGUAUGCAAUAACAAAAAGCACUGUGUUUGUAAUCCCCAAUACCAACCUCCAAACUGCGAGAACCCACAGGGUAGGAGUGCUGAGGAUGAGCAUGAACUAUUUGAAUCAAUCCCUGAAAAGAAUUAUAUUGAAAGUCCUUACCAUACCAAGCCUAAAAAAUGGCCAUUUUUCUUGAUCAUUCCUUUUUUCAUUAUUUUAUCUGUACUGAUUGCUAUGCUGGCAAAAGUCUAUUACCAAAGAAAAAAAUGGAAAAGUGAAGACUAUAUAAGUGAUGAGGAUCUUGAAAGUGAGAGUGAACCCAAAGCCUCCAAAGGCUCCAAAGUCUCUGUCCAGCAGACUGGAUAGCAAGGACUCUGUGAUGCCCCAUCUUUCAGAGCAAUUGUCUUCAGUGGAUCAAAAAAAUGGAAAAGAAAAAACAGGCACUACAUUAUUUCCCGGAAGUCAAACCUAUAUGUGUGAUUUCUAGUGCACCAGAAAUUAUAGAUAUUUUCAUGUACAUGUAAUAUAUACAUAUACACAUAUAUGAUUCCAAAGACAAUUUAUUUAUAAGAAAGGCCCAAUUAUGAGUUUUAUAUUACAUUUUUCUCAUUUUAAAAGUUAUUUCACACUGUGUUAGCCAGAAGUCAGCAAUUCUGUUAGUUAGUAGGCAUGCUAUAGAAGAAGUUAUAAUAAAGAUAAUGCCAUGAUUAAA